AUGUCCGAGACUAUCGAAGGUAACGUCAAGAUCGACAGACUGUCCCCAGGCGACGGCAAGACUUUCCCAAAGACCGGUGACCUCGUCACUAUCCACUACACCGGCACCCUGGAAAACGGCCAAAAGUUCGACUCUUCUGUCGACAGAGGCUCCCCCUUCCAAUGCAACAUCGGCGUCGGCCAGGUCAUCAAGGGCUGGGACGCGGGUAUUCCAAAGCUCUCCGUUGGCGAGAAGGCGAGACUGACCAUCCCUGGUCCUUACGCCUACGGUCCUAGAGGCUUCCCAGGUCUGAUCCCUCCAAACGCCACCCUGGUUUUCGACGUCGAGCUGUUGAAAGUCAACUAA
Messenger RNA from Lachancea thermotolerans CBS 6340, 345 nucleotides. RefSeq names its product peptidylprolyl isomerase FPR1 (gene FPR1). The coding region runs from base 1 to 345 and encodes 114 amino acids. Gene Ontology annotation, molecular function: peptidyl-prolyl cis-trans isomerase activity. The transcript has a single exon. NCBI's taxonomy places the organism in Eukaryota, Fungi, Ascomycota, Saccharomycetes, Saccharomycetales, Saccharomycetaceae. The record is from RefSeq and is a predicted model, not a curated record.